AUGAAUCACUUUGAAUUUUUGGACGAUAACCGUACAACUCAAGAGCCUACUUAUGAUGGCCCAGCUGGCAUGGAAGUCGGUGGCAUCAUCGAAUCCAACUGGGAUGAAGUUGUCGAUAAUUUCGACGCUAUGAAUUUGAAGGAGAAAUUAUUGAGAGGGAUUUAUGCUUAUGUUCCCGGAUGUCAAGCUUUAGUGCUAGCACCAACUCGUGAAUUGGCAACGCAAAUCCAAAAAGUUGUAGUUGCUUUAGGCGACUUCAUGAAUGCGCAAUCUCAUGCAUGUAUCGGUGGAACCAACGUCCGUGAAGACAUGAGAAACUUGGAGCAAGGGGUUCACGUUGUUGUUGGUACUCCUGGACGUGUCCAAGACAUGAUUCAACGUAAGUUCUUGAGAACAAGCGACAUUAAGCUCUUCGUUCUUGAUGAAGCUGAUGAGAUGUUGUCUCGAGGAUUCAAAGAUCAAAUUCAAGAAGUGUUUAAGAAGUUGCCGAAUGAUGUACAGGUCAUCCUCUUAUCGGCUACAAUGCCACCAGAAGUUCUUGAAGUUAGUAAAUAUUUCAUGCGUGAUCCCGUUCGUAUUCUGGUAAAGAAGGAAGAAUUGACAUUGGAAGGUAUUCGUCAGUUCUAUGUGAACGUAAAGCAAGAACAGUGGAAACUUGGAACACUUUGUGACUUGUAUGACACAUUAAGUAUCACUCAAGCUGUCAUUUUCUGUAACACCCGUCGCAAGGUCGAUCAAUUGACUGAAGAAAUGACAGCAAAGAACUUCACGGUGUCUGCAAUGCACGGUGAAAUGGACCAACGUGAACGUGACAUGAUCAUGAAACAAUUCCGUAGCGGAUCCUCUCGUAUUCUCAUCACAACUGAUUUGUUAGCUCGUGGUAUUGAUGUCCAACAAGUGUCGCUGGUUAUCAACUAUGAUUUGCCCAGCAUUAGGGAAAAUUAUAUUCACAGAAUCGGUCGUGGUGGACGUUUUGGUCGUAAAGGUGUUGCUAUUAACUUUAUUACGGAUACUGAUCGUCGUGCACUCCAGGAAUUGGAACAACAUUAUCACACAAAAAUCGAGGAAAUGCCGAUAAAUGUUGCUGAUUUGAUUUAAAAAGUUUUGUCUUGCGAGCAUUAACAAAAAAGAAAAAAAAUUACAAAAAACAUAAAAAACUAAGAGGAAAAGAAAACAAAAAAGAAAAAGCAACAAAAAAAAAACGUUAAAGAAAAUCCCAAUCAAGAUUUAAGAAGUUAUCAAGCACAGUCCUAAAUUGUGUGAUCAUCCAGAAAAUAUAAAAUUAAAGAAACUUUCUGCUCUCGGGAUUCGCGCGCGCCAAUACGAUUCAAAAGAAAACGAUAAUUAAUUUGUGAUCUUUUGUUCGCGGGUGUGUGUUUGUGUGUGUGGGUGUUUAGGGAGUAAAAGGAAAACAUAAAAUAUACUUAGUGGUUCGAAGUUUAAGAAAUUUCUAAUUUUUUUCUUUAAUCAAGGAAAAAAAGUUAAAAUUAAAGAGAAAAGAAAAAUAAAUUUUCGUUUUUUUUCGAUGCUCCUUGCUUUGAGAUACAAAAUUUUGUUCUUCAAAUCUCUUUGAUUUGCUCUUAACUUGAAUUAAAUUUUUACUUUUUUUACAUCGUAAUUUCAAUUCUUUUCUUUUUUGAUUAGUUAAUUUAUUAAACAUGCAUACACAGCACUGUGCUCACUUUGAAAUAUUCUGAAUGAAUACAUUUUUAAGCUUAGAAUUAUUAAAAACAAAAGUAAAAAAAAAGGAAAAAAAAACCACACAAAAAGGUGAAGAAGGAACAACAAGAAUAAUUAAAGCUUGAUUAGAACAGAACAUCUUUAACAAUGAUGAAAGACGACGACGUUAUAAGAAAGAAUAAAACUACAAAAAAUUUUAUUUUUACCAUUUUCUCUUUUUAUUUUAUUUUUUAUUACUUUGCAAUGAUUUGUGAAGAUUUUCCAGGCUUUUCUGUUUAUUUUUUAAUGGAAAACGAUUUGUUAGCUUCUUGAUUCUAAAUAUGAAAAUUCAAAAUUAAAAAUUCAAGUGAAAAUGAAAAAGUUUUCUUUUUUUCGAAAUUCAAUGGAAAUCAAAGUUUGGAAGUAUCAAAAAAAAAUUAAUUCCGGUACAAAAGAUUAAAUUAAACACUUUGCAACUGCUUUUUCUUACAUUUAUUUCUAAGAAUUUUCCUUUUUCCUCGUAGAAAGUCGGAAGUUUUGUCUUGAUUCUUGAUAUGAAAAGGAGAAAAGAAAAUCGGAAGGAAAAUUUAAAAUAUAGGACAUUUAAUUGAAACUCACUUAUAAGAAUUAAUUAUAUGCAAGAAACCUAAAACUUUAGGAUCAAAAAAUAAUUUGUAACGAUUCUUGAAUGAAGCUUCAAACUUUUUCAAUGUUUUCGAAAUAUAAGAGAAUGAUUGAUAAACUGGAAUAAAAAAAAAGAUAAGAACACUUUUUAUACUCAUGAGACUAAAUUUAUGUUUAAAUUUAUUGCAUAUGAUUGAUUGUACAUACAUAUGAAUAACUGAAAUAAAGGAAAAAGUAAGAACUUCAAAUUUAUUGCGUGUUUCUUUGAUAAGAAAUAAAACAAGAAA
Messenger RNA from Clunio marinus, 2570 nucleotides. Lineage: Eukaryota; Metazoa; Arthropoda; Insecta; Diptera; Chironomidae. The record is from the annotation of a GenBank genome assembly.